CAUCUAUGAUUUUAUUUAUUCUGAGGUGCGUGAUUGCGAAUGCCAAGUCCGUGUUUCGUCUCUUGACAAUGUUAUGAUUUAUGGMGUAAUGCCGUAAUGCACUCUUACGAUUUUUUCCUACAGGCUCCUACUUCAAAUUGGAUCAUUGAAAUUAUCUUUGCCACGAAGGUCAAGGACAAACGUGUUCAAUUGAUAAGAGAACUGAUCAGCUUAUUGAUAUAAUAUUCAAAUACUUUUUCUCUAUUUCUCUGCCACUAUAAUAGUCUAAUACAUAUCUGUUUUAGUUUUACUUGACAUUUUCCCCUUGAGUCUCGACUAGUUAAAAGUUUUUUCUUCAUAACACACCAUUUCAUUUGUAUACUAAACAUGUCGUCCAAACAAAAAGUGUGCAUUUUAGGAUCGGGAAAUUGGGGUUCAGCAAUAGCAAAAAUAAUUGGUACAAAUGCAGCUCGUUUGGAUUCAUUUGAUUCCUGUGUUAAAAUGUGGGUUUAUGAAGAAAUAAUUGAAGGGAAAAAAUUGACCGAAAUAAUUAACACCACUCAUGAAAAUGUAAAGUAUUUACCUGGAAAGAAACUACCUGAAAAUGUGGUAGCUGUACCUGAUGCUGCUGAAGCAGCUAAAGAUGCUGAUAUUUUAGUGUUUGUUGUUCCUCAUCAAUUCAUACCAAAAUUGUGUGCUAGCCUUGUAGGGUUCAUAAAACCUUCCGCUACAGCACUUUCUUUGAUUAAAGGAUUUGAUGUAGCAGAAGGUGGUGGAAUAGCCCUGAUUUCACAAAUUAUCCAAAAACAUUUAAAAAUUGAUGUAUCUGUGCUAAUGGGUGCUAAUUUGGCCAAUGAAAUUGCUGAUGAAAAAUUUAGUGAAACCACUAUUGGAUGUAAAGAUAAAAAAAUUGGACAAAUUCUUAAAGAUGUAAUCCAGACUGACUAUUUCCGUGUCUCUGUUGUUGAUGAUGUUGAAGCUGUUGAAAUUUGUGGUGCACUAAAAAAUAUUGUGGCUGUCGGAGCUGGUUUUGUAGAUGGUUUGAAAUUAGGAGACAACACUAAAGCAGCUAUAAUACGUAUAGGUCUUAUGGAAAUGAUUAAGUUUGUUGAUACAUUUUACUCCAAUGCUCGACUCAGUACAUUCUUAGAAUCGUGCGGUGUUGCUGAUUUAAUCACUACAUGCUAUGGUGGUCGUAAUAGAAAAGUAUCUGAAGCUUAUGUGACAUCAGGAAAGUCAAUUGAAGAACUAGAAAAAGAAUUGUUAAACGGACAAAAACUUCAAGGACCAAUCACAGCUGCUGAAGUAAACUUUAUGCUCAAAAAUAAAAAUAUGGAAAAUGAUUUCCCGUUGUUUACAACUGUUCAUAAAAUUUGUAUUGGAGAAUUAAAGCCUAGUGAUUUAAUUGAACAAAUGAAAUUGAAUACAAACAUAAAAACUGAACAAGCUGAUGGAGAAUAAAAAAGAUAGUUGUUCCAACAUUGUUAGGUUGUCAUACAGUAUGACUUUAUUUUUGCAAAAGUUAGAUACUAUAUUUAUACAAUUAAUAUUUACAAUGCACAUCUAUGUCAGUCUGUCUCAUAUAUCUCUUGUUAAUGUUAAACGAUGUAGAAUUAUUUAUGUCACAUAUGUAGUUUUUAAAUGUU
Messenger RNA from Diuraphis noxia (Russian wheat aphid), 1625 nucleotides. RefSeq names its product Glycerol-3-phosphate dehydrogenase 1 (gene Gpdh1). The record is from RefSeq and is a predicted model, not a curated record. Lineage: Eukaryota; Metazoa; Arthropoda; Insecta; Hemiptera; Aphididae. Gene Ontology annotation, molecular function: glycerol-3-phosphate dehydrogenase [NAD(P)+] activity; NAD binding; protein homodimerization activity. Gene Ontology annotation, cellular component: cytosol. Gene Ontology annotation, biological process: glycerol-3-phosphate catabolic process; carbohydrate metabolic process.